UGCCGUAGUUAUACCACAGGGCACAGAUUAUUCUUCUCGUAUUAUUAUACAACUCUUUGGUAUUCUUAUAUAUUUUUACUUACUCUGUGAAUGCUGCAACAAACUUCUUAGUUGAUAAUAUAAAAUAUAACUUAAAUUUUUGGGAGGGAUUAAGUGUUAUCUCUAUCUACGAAUUGCAUUUUUUGUUCGAUUCAUACCUACUGUAAUGUUUUGUUGAGGUAUCCAUCAAAUUACAAACAUGAAUCAUUCAUUUUGUCCCUUUAUGUUAUAGUUCAUUCAGUUUUAUUUUAAAUUGUACCAUGGACUUCUCAAGAAGGAAUAAUACAGAAGAACAAAGAUGUAUACUUGGGCUGCAAGAUUUAAAAAUUACAAACAAAGACGAAAAUGAUACUGAGCAAGCGCACAAUGCAACGACAUCUAACUUAUCUACCCAGACCAAAUCGAGACCUGUGGGCGCAAUUGAGAGUUUCACUUUGGGUAAUAAUCCAAAUAAUAGACAAGAUUAUAGUUUCUAUGAACGCUCAAAUGUUAUAGCGGCCUCGAAAUACGCUACUCCAAAGAGGGUGGAAACUAUUGCUUCGAUUAACAAACGCGAUAUCAAUGCGACUGCUCUGCCACCAAGCCCUACGCGUUCAAUAGAUUCCAUAUCGCAAAGGUCUAUAAGCUAUCAGACCGAAGAUUUGUAUGAAAUACCGGGUAACACAAACACAUCAUAUCCACCACCUGUAUACGAAAAUAUAGAUUAUUACGGCGAACAACAAUUACCUCAACCUCCAUUCUAUCACCAAUUGUAUCAACAAGGGCCUCCACUUGCGCCUGAAGGAUAUUACGAUACCCGUUAUAGCAAGGCUCAACCACAGGUUCCUGUAAACGCAAAGCCAAAACCAAUUGUUUAUGAGAACAUGCUUUGUUCUGAUAAUGAAAAAAAAGUUGAAUACAAAGCACAAUCUAAUCAUAAUCAACAGCACUUCAUACAACAAAGCUCUUCUAUCCCUGGGCCGCAAGUUCCAAAUACUAGUUUAAAUAAAAAUAUAACCCAUUUGUCAAGUGAUAAAACUAAACUAGAUAAGGUUCCACCACCACCACCACCAUACAAUACAGCCCAGGACACUUGCAGUAGUGAUUAUACUAUUAUGAAAUCUGCUCCUCCAAAGUACACUGAUGUCAGUGCCAUCUUAAAAAAUGAUAAUGCAGUAAGUUUUGAUGAUAAAGUUGUCAGUAUUCCCUCAACUGCGAUAUAUGCUUCGAUAGCACCAAGUGCCCAACGACCAAAGGCUAAUAUUGCUACAGAGGUUCAAGUAGCUGUUCCAGCACCUAAAUUCUUCCAUCCUAAGCCACCAUUGGGUAAUGGACUUGGUAAAAUAAAACAGACAGCGACAAAUGGUGGGUAUAGUAAUAACUUAAAAAUGCCAUCAGGAAGAAUGCAGAUAGUUGAUGAUACAAAUGGGUCAGACUAUGUGUGUAUGACAGGAGGAACACCAGCUGCUGCUGUGGCAGCUGCUAGUAGAGACAAUGUAUCUCUGGGUUCAGAAUCAGUGGGAUCUAGAAAUUUAACUUCAACUAGGACAUCUCUAUGUUCUCCGGCUCAAUCGCCUGCGCCUAGUCCUACACCAAGCUCGGUAUCACAAGUGUCUGGUGGAUCGCGAGGUUCAGGAGGACGAGGGAAGAGUUUGCUGCCUUACAGUAUAACACCCCCACGCCCACCUGGUCCUAGUGAGGCUCAAAGAAAAAUAGAAGAAAUGACUAGACAAUUAGAGGAGGAAAUGGAAAGACAAGAUGAAGAGGGAGAGUACUUUGGUAUAUGCCAUACAUGUGGUGCAGGUGUCACAGGUGCAGGGCAAGCCUGCCAAGCUAUGGGCAACUUAUACCAUACCAAUUGCUUUAUCUGUUGUUCUUGUGGCCGAGCUCUGAGGGGAAAAGCUUUCUACAAUGUACAUGGAAAAGUGUACUGUGAGGAAGACUACUUGUAUUCUGGCUUUCAACAAACUGCAGAAAAAUGUGCAAUAUGUGGUCAUCUUAUAAUGGAAAUGAUUUUGCAAGCUAUGGGAAAAUCGUACCAUCCUGGAUGUUUCCGUUGCUGUAUUUGUAAUGAAUGUCUUGAUGGAGUACCCUUCACAGUUGAUGUUGACAAUAAGAUUUAUUGUGUCAAUGACUAUCAUCGCAUGUUUGCGCCUAAAUGUGCCAGUUGUGGAAAAGGUAUCACACCAGUAGAGGGCACAGACGAAACAGUGCGUGUGGUGUCAAUGGAUCGUGACUUCCAUGUGGAUUGUUAUAUGUGUUGUGUUUGCGGCAUGCAGCUUACUGACGAACCUGACAAAAGAUGCUAUCCCUUAGCUGGUAAACUAAUGUGUCGCGCGUGCCACUUGGCUACCAUUGGUGCAGCCACUGGACCAGGCAUGCCACCGGCCCCACACCUUUCACCAGCUUCUUAUCAAUACAUGGGCUAAAUAAAGUAUUAAAAAUUUUAUGCUUAAUA
Zerene cesonia (dogface butterfly) is the source of this 2476-nucleotide messenger RNA. It is a transcript of the gene jub, whose product is annotated as LIM domain-containing protein jub. The record is from RefSeq and is a predicted model, not a curated record. Gene Ontology annotation, molecular function: transcription corepressor activity. Gene Ontology annotation, biological process: negative regulation of hippo signaling; regulation of DNA-templated transcription; positive regulation of miRNA-mediated gene silencing. The transcript is spliced from 6 exons. Gene Ontology annotation, cellular component: P-body; adherens junction; transcription regulator complex. Lineage: Eukaryota; Metazoa; Arthropoda; Insecta; Lepidoptera; Pieridae. Bases 300 to 2447 code for a protein of 715 amino acids.